CGCCCAGCGACGAUACCGACGGCUCCAUGCCAUCUCUGCAGACGGUGUCCGACAUCGACGACGAUGUGGACAUGUACGAUGUCCAGAGCUCAGCGGGUCGCUCGCGCGAGUCUCAGGCGGCGACUUCAUCUGAGCCACAACCACUGCGGAGCGCACGUCGCGCUCGUGUUGAUGACGAUGUCGACGAAGGGGAUGUCCGGGAGACGAAUCGACAGCGAAUGCACCCGCCAACAGCCAAUGAGCAGCGAGCGGCGUCGGAGCCACUGCCCCCUCACCCUGGUGCCCAACAUGCGGGCCAUACAGACCAUCAGCCACCGCCACCAUACAGUCGUCUCGUCUACACGUUCGACUUCUUCGCUGGCCCUGAAUUCGGUCCAGGUACUCAGGCAGGCGAUGCCCAGCCUCCCCCGCAAGUUCACCCCGAAGACCGCCCCGAAGACCACCCCGAAGGCCAUCAUCAUCAUCAUCAUCACGGGCAACCGCAUCCGCACCCGCAUCCGAUGUUCAACUUUACCUUCGAGAUCCCACUUGGCGGGGUCCCGGAUACAGAAGGUGCCCCUCAUGGUUUCGCGCAUCCAGGCUUCUUCCCGUUCUUCCCAUUCAAUGCGCCGCGCGAAGAGCAGGACGACCCUGAGCGUGCCGGGCGCCUCAUCCGCGGAUUGGAGGAAGUCCCAUCAGGACUCGUUGAGCGGAUAGAACGGGUCGGCGGAGACGGGGGCGAAUCAGUCUGCUCUAUCUGCUGGGAGAAGCUCAGCUCAGAUGGGGGCGGGUUCGAUGCGGCGCAGUCUGCUGAGACAGGGAGCUCGAGUAACGCCCGUUCGGCAGAGGCUACUAUGGACACGGACAAUCCCACUGCGACAGACUCGAGUACCCGAUCCUCAUCGCCUGACGGACGCUCUGAAGAUAGCGAGUACAAACCACCCAGCGAUCUCCCUAAGGUCGUCGCACUUCCGUGCUCGCACGUCUUCCACACAGCAUGCCUCCUUCCGUGGUUUACAAAGCCACACCGCACGACGUGUCCUUCUUGCCGCUUUGAUAUCGAUCCCGACUCCCUCACCUAUAUGCCUCCCCGACAGCGCACAGCUCGACGGGCCAACUCAGCUGAUGAUCCGCCUGCGGCGCCAGCUGCUAGCCAGCCACCGCAGCCCCAAGCGGAUACUCAGCCCGCGCCAGAGGCACCUCCUGCUCAAGACCAAGCCCGCCCCGCACGGCCAGCUGUCCCUCCCUUGAUGCCGUUCGAAUUCAGUAUGUUAUUCCCCGUCAUGGGGCCACCUGGGGCUGGGGCCAGGGCUCAUGAACCUGCGUACGUCCCAUUGGAUCCCCAGAUGACGCAGCACCUUUUCCAGCGUAUGUUUGGCGGAGCACAACCGCCCGCGCCCCAACCGCAACAGCCCCAGCCACAAGCUCAGGCGCCACCUCAAGGAAACCCACCUGCCCCUGGCGCUGAGCGCCGAGCGCCGCCAGGUUACAUGCGUCUCGACGACCAGACGACACGGAACCUCUUCGAGAACCUAUUUGGCGCUCAUCCAUUCCCCCCUCAACCUCAGCCUGCCCCACAUGCGCCCGAAGCUGCUCCAGCUGGCGCUACUCCUCAGCACCCACCUACUGCCGCGCCGACCGGUGCACGCGCACAGCCUCGGCCGCGCCCGCCAGAGAAGCGGCAAUGGACACUUCCUAUGCCGCCUGGACCCACCUUGCGUCAGCGCAUCGAGCGCCAGGAGCGCGAGAUGGGUCUGCGAUGCUCAGAUAUUAGCUGUGGUCUUGGCCCGUCAGACGAUGACCCGACGCCUAUCAUCGACCCCUCGGUGAUGCGCCAGAUUGCCAUCCGCCCGGUGGACAGCUCUGGGGAGAAAGUCUGCGAGCAUACGUUCCACCCGUCGUGUCUGGUCAGUGCGGAGCGCGUUGCGGGCUGGGGCAACGAGGACAAGAAGGAGGAGAAGGAGGGUGACGAGGUGCAGGUGUCGUGUCCGGUCUGCAGGGCUGUCGGGGUCAUCCCGCGGCCAGACUGGGACGAGGGUGCGUGUGCACUCGUGUAAACGUGCGCAUGUGCGCUCUGCGACAGCUAUAGGCCUCUUUUGUGUUAGUGGACGUUCUCGUGCUGCAAUUACAAUUGCUAACAGUAUUGCGCUCAUGUAGUUCUUUGGUUUUGCGUUCACGUAUUGUACUGUAUCAUUCGUUACGGGACUUGUACAUUAUACUAGUGUAAUCAGUCACCGGGCAAUUCUGUUGUCUUGAAGCUAAAUAUUUGAUUAUGAUCUUGGGAAUGGGCCAUGA
Molecule: messenger RNA, 2274 nt
Organism: Postia placenta MAD-698-R-SB12
Lineage: Eukaryota; Fungi; Basidiomycota; Agaricomycetes; Polyporales; Adustoporiaceae
Exons: 2
Coding region: 27-2036 (669 amino acids)
Biological process (GO): protein ubiquitination
Cellular component (GO): cytoplasm
Molecular function (GO): ubiquitin protein ligase activity
Source: RefSeq, a predicted model, not a curated record